AUGCCGACUGAGGUCGAGGCGCUCACCUACUCCACCGCGCCAGAGCCUGUCGCUCCCUUCAACUUUGGUCGCGCGUCGAUGAGAGAUGCAAUCCUGCACACGUGCGAGCGUCCAGGGGCCGACGACCGAAACAACACUCCGGGAGGCACGCCACAGGAGGAGGUGGACGAGUGGCUGCGCUUCAUGAAGGAGAAGAACGUGCGGCGCGUCCUGACGCUGCUUGAGCCGAACGAACUCGCUUUCUACAGGACGCCGCUCAAAGACGUCUAUGCCGCUGCCGGCCUCCACUGGACGCAUGCUCCCAUGAGCGCGCCCGAUGCCAAGGAUCGGGCCAUGGAGGCCAUCCGCGCUGCCGAAGCGGCCGGCGAGGUGAUCGUCGCCCACUGCACGCACGGCAUGGGGCGCGCCGGCCGCGUCAGCGGCGCGUGGCUCUGCGAGAGGUACGGACUCUCCCCGAUCGACGCGACUCGCGAAGUGAUGAAGCAGGCCGAGGGGCAGUCUACUCUGCGGAUGGGUGAUCCGCCAAAGCUCGCGGAGUACCUCGGCUUGCUCAGCAGGCCGUUUAAGCCGUCAGUCUAG
Molecule: messenger RNA, 579 nt
Organism: Emiliania huxleyi CCMP1516
Lineage: Eukaryota; Haptophyta; Isochrysidales; Noelaerhabdaceae
Exons: 1
Coding region: 1-579 (192 amino acids)
Biological process (GO): dephosphorylation
Molecular function (GO): phosphatase activity
Source: RefSeq, a predicted model, not a curated record